Selaginella moellendorffii is the source of this 1672-nucleotide messenger RNA. RefSeq names its product F-box protein At1g55000. The record is from RefSeq and is a predicted model, not a curated record. The coding region runs from base 13 to 657 and encodes 214 amino acids. NCBI's taxonomy places the organism in Eukaryota, Viridiplantae, Streptophyta, Lycopodiopsida, Selaginellales, Selaginellaceae. Gene Ontology annotation, molecular function: protein binding. The transcript has 5 exons.
GGCUUUGGAUCGAUGGAGAAUGGCGAUGCAUGGCGGCUGAUUCUCGCCAAGCUGCCAGUGCCCGGCCUCGCGCGCGCUGCCUGCGUCUGUCGCUCCUGGCGCGAAUUCGCGGCGGAUCCUGCCGUGAUCGCGGCCGCAUUCGCGGCGCCAUGGGAAUUGAAGCAAUUGGUGGGCGUGCCGUCCACUCCCAGCUUGUGGAAGGCGUCGGGCCUGGGCUGCUUCGCCAUCUCCCAUCCAGUGACGAAGUCGGACAGUGUCGCGGCGUUGGCUAUCAAAUACAAUGUCCAGGUUUCUGAGAUACGGCGCCUGAACAACAUGCUGAGCGACCAUGGAAUCCGUGCGAGGGACAGGCUGCUUAUUCCCGUCACAAGCCCUUGCGCUCUGCGAGGCAAGGUCUGCUUCAUUGAAAUGGACCUCCACUCGCGUCGCGAGAUGGCAGUCAUCUAUCCAGAUGGCUUGGGACCCCUCCACGAUCCCAAGGUGGCAGCCUCAAGCCUGAAAAGCACGGUUUUCCGCUCCAUGAAGACAAGCAUGAGGCUUGAUAGUGAGACGGCACAGUACUAUCUGGCACUCGCAGGGGGCAACUUCAAGCAGGCCUUGGCCGAGCUUAAGGGGGAUCUUGAUUGGGAAGAACGGAAUCUCUCACCACUGUGGUGAGUGAUUUAGCGGGACGAGAAAAUUGCCAUCACCAUCAUCAAGCUCUAAAGUGCGUAUCGUAUACGGGAUAUCUACUUUAUGCCAACAUUCCUUUCUCUACAGUCAGGGCUGUGGUGUGUAUUUUUAUGUGGGGUAAAAGAAUUUUAUAUCCGGUUUGUUGCAUCUGAGCUUGAAAGCAAAGUUUCCUGAGAGCUUUAUCAUGGACCCUGCAGAGGUGUGAGGGGAGAGUUGCUGUCCUUGGACCAGCCCAAAGCUUUUGUGAGCGCGUUUCGUUUUCUUUUUUUCUUCUCUUUUUGCGUUUCUCUCUGCAAAGCAGCAGCCUUUCUAAUCCUUCUUUUCAGCUUACAUAUGUUUUGUUUUGAGUAGCGACCUCGGGAGGAUGAUCCUAGUUAUGCUUUGCCGCGUGUUUUCGUGGGUGUAGCUUUCAAGGGCCAAGUUGCGUGGAUCAGAAGCGAGGGAGAGCAGGAGGAGGCUUUGGCUUGGCUGUGCUGGAGGGAGGAGAGAUUGUGUUCGAUGGGAAAGUGUUGCAGUCAGUGGUGCUGUCGGCUGGUGUUGCAAAUGGCGGUCUGUGCAAGCUAAAGGAGGAUGAUGCGAACUUGUCACUACAUUCUCCAGUCGAGUCCUCAUCCUUGGGCUGAGGAGACAAUAAUGUUCUCGUCGGCAGCUAUGCCCCCCGAGGAUGAGAGUUCUCCUGGCGAACGAUGCGCCAGUGCAAAUCAUCGAGUGCCUGUGGUGGUGCCGCUCCGCCAUCGCCUCGCCAAGCUCCCUCGCUGUUGCUCAAUGAUCUGUGCUGCGGAUGGAGGAGCUUGUGAGAUGAUGGAGCCGUAAGUUGGUUCAUUCAUUCUGCUGCUACUGUGGGAAAAGCCGGAAUGGUCCGAGCAAAGCUAUAAAUCUUCUCUCGCUCCUUUGCUUAUUCUUGUAUGCAGCAAGAGUUACAAGGCAAGGUGAGAGAGGAGAGUCUUGUUCUAUAGGAAUAUAUGGAUUCUUUGGUUAAUUGAGAUGUGAACUUGAUCUA